AUGACUGACACUACUGGCUGGACAAUCUCCAAAUGGGUGAAGUUCCACCAGGACUCCACUCCCGAGAUUUCUUACAAUGUGCUGCUGGAUUUGGUCAAGUCUUUGAAAGUUGCACCUGAAGAUCCAGCUUGGAUAUCGGUUGCUUCUGAGGAAAAUCUCCAGCACCAAUGGAGAAUCCUCCAAUCGAAAUCAAAUAAAAAAGACCUCAAACUGUACGGUGUGCCUGUUGCUGUGAAGGACAACAUCGAUGCCAAAGGGUUUGCCACCACUGCUGCAUGUCCAUCGUUCAGUUACAAUCCUGAAAAGGAUGCAACCGUGGUUGCUUUGUUGAAAGAUCAGGGUGCGAUUGUCGUGGGUAAGACCAACCUGGACCAGUUCGCUACCGGAUUGGUGGGCACCAGAUCCCCAUACGGUGUCACUCCCAACGCUUUCAACAACAAGUACGUCUCUGGAGGUUCUUCUGCCGGAUCGUCUGUUGUUGUUGCAAAAGGUCAGGUUCCUGUUUCUCUGGGUACCGACACCGCAGGAUCAGGAAGAGUUCCUGCUGCUUUGAAUAAUCUGAUUGGACUCAAGCCAACUAAGGGUGCUUUCUCCACCGCCGGUGUUGUUCCUGCUUGUAAGUCGUUGGAUUGUCCUUCUGUGUUUGCAACAAACUUGGGCGACGCUCAAUUGUGUUUCGAUAUCUUGGCCAAGGCCGACUUCUCCAACUGCGAGUACUCCAGAGCCCUUCCUGCCAACCCAAAGAGACAAUACUCGGCCAAGCCAAAGAUCGCCGUUCCUACAGAUCUCACCGGACUGUGGUACAACGACACCGAAAACCCAAAGAUCUACGAAAAGGCCGUCAACACAUUCAAGGAAAUGGGAGCCGAGAUCGUUCCAUGCGACUUCACGCCGUUGCUGGACCUCGCAAAGUGUCUGUACGAGGGUCCUUGGGUUGCCGAGAGAUGGGCUGCUACUAAGGACUACUUUGAAUCCAAUCCUCCAGAAAAAGAUCUAGACCCAACCGUUGCCAAGAUCAUCAGGGGCGGAAAAGCCCCAGAUGCAGCCACUGCAUUCAACUACGAAUACAAGAGACAGGCCAUUCUCAAGCGUGUUCACGACAGCUUUGCCGGAACCGAGGUCAUGCUUGUUCCAACUUGUCCAUUGAACCCAUCCAUCGCCGAGGUUCAAAAAGAACCAAUUCUUGUCAACUCCAGACAAGGUACCUGGACCAACUUUGUCAACCUUGCAGACUUGUCUGCAUUGGCAAUUCCUGUUGGAUUCAGAUCCGACGGUCUUCCUAAUGGUGUCACCAUUUUGGGACAAGCUUUCGAGGACUACGCUUUGCUCGACUUGGCAAGCAAGUUCUUCAAGACCUUGUAUCCUAACGGAAGAUAUCUGGGUGCUAUGAAAGAUUUGGAGGCUGGUGUCUCUGACGAGAUCGACCCUACUCUGCCAAUUCCUAACCCAGAGACCACCGUCAAACUGGCGGUUGUUGGUGCUCACUUGAAGGGUCUUCCUCUCCACUGGCAAUUGGAGAAGGUCCAAGCGGCUUUCGUUGAGAAGACAACCACUUCCAAGAACUACAAACUCUAUGCUCUUCCUGUGACCGGACCAAUUGCCAAACCUGGCUUGCGCAGGGUCAGUUACGACGAAGAAGGAUCUGAGAUCGAGAUCGAAAUCUACGCUGUUCCAACUGAGAAGUUUGGUGAGUUCAUCUCCAUGGUCCCAGAGCCUCUGGGAAUUGGAUCUGUCGAGACCAAAUCUGGCGAGGUUGUGAAAUCGUUCAUCUGCGAAGAGAUUGGAUACACCCAGAAAGGUUCCGAGGACAUUACCCAUCUUGGUGGAUGGAGAAACUACCUUCAACAAAAGGAGGUUUCCAAGCAAAAAAAGCCUUUUGACUCCGUGUUGGUGGCCAACAGAGGAGAAAUUGCUGUUCGUAUCAUCAAGACUCUCAAGAAACUCAAUAUCAAGUCGGUUGCCGUCUACUCUGACGCUGACAAGUAUGCUGAGCAUGCUUUGAUUGCCGACGUUGCCAUUCCAUUGCACGGAGUUUCUGCCGCGGAGACCUACAUCAACAUCGACAAGAUCGUCAAGGCAUGUAAGGACAGUGGUGCCCAGGCUGUUAUUCCUGGUUACGGUUUCCUUUCUGAGAACGCCGAUUUCUCGGACAGAUUGAAGAAGGAGAACAUUGUCUUUGUUGGACCAAGUGGUGAUGCCAUCAGAAAAUUGGGUCUGAAGCACUCUGCCAGAGAGAUUGCCGAAAAGGCUGGCGUGCCAUUAGUUCCAGGUUCUGGACUUGUUUCCUCUGUGUCAGAGGCCAGAGAGAUUGCUGAGAAACUCGAAUACCCUAUCAUGGUGAAAUCUACUGCCGGAGGAGGAGGAAUUGGUUUGCAAAAAGUCGAUUCUGCUGCCGACAUUGAGAGAGUUUUCCAGACCGUCCAACAUCAAGGUCAAGCCUACUUUGGUGACUCUGGUGUUUUCCUUGAACGUUUUGUUGAGAAUGCUCGUCACGUUGAAAUCCAAAUGUUUGGUGAUGGUUACGGUAAGGCUAUUGCUCUUGGGGAAAGGGAUUGCUCUUUGCAAAGAAGAAACCAAAAGAUUAUCGAAGAAACACCAGCUCCAAACCUCCCAGACACCACCAGAGCCAAGAUGAGAAAAGCUGCCGAGCAGCUUGCUGCCUCGAUCAACUAUAAAGGUGCUGGUACCGUGGAAUUCAUCUACGACGAGAAAAGAGACGAGUUCUACUUCUUGGAAGUCAACGCUCGUCUCCAGGUUGAACAUCCAAUCACAGAGCAAGUGACCGGACUCGACCUGGUUGAGUGGAUGCUUUUCAUCGCCGCAGACAUGUCUCCAGACUUUAGUCAGACUAUCAGGUGCGAGGGCGCCUCUAUGGAAGCUAGACUGUACGCCGAGAACCCAGUCAAAGACUUCAUGCCUUCGCCGGGACAGCUGACCGAGGUCAAAUUCCCAAAAUGGGCCAGAAUUGACACCUGGGUCAAGACCGGAACCGUUGUUUCUGCCGAAUACGAUCCAACAUUGGCCAAGAUCAUUGUGCACGGUAAGGACAGAGCUGACGCUUUAAAGAAACUCAGAAAAGCUCUGAACGAGACAGUCGUUUACGGAUGUAUUACCAAUAUCGACUACUUGAGAUCUGUUGCCAACUCCACCAUGUUUGAGACUGCCAAGGUUGCUACCAAGGUUUUGGACUCUUACGAUUACAAGGCCAACGCUUUCGAGAUCACUUCUCCAGGUGCCUACACCACCGUCCAGGACUACCCAGGUAGAACCGGUUUGUGGAGAAUUGGUGUUCCACCUUCUGGACCAAUGGACGCUUACUCUUUCAGACUGGCCAACAGAAUUGUUGGUAACCACGAAAAGGCUCCUGCUAUUGAAAUUACUUUGAACGGUCCUUCCAUUUUGUUCCACCAUGAGGCCGUCAUUGGCAUUACCGGUGGAGAGGUUCCAAUUACUGUCAACGGCGAGUCCAAGAAAAUGUACGAGCCAAUUGACAUUAAGAGAGGCGACAAACUGGUUAUUGGCAAGCUGACUUCUGGAUGCAGAAGUUACUUGGCUAUCAGAGGCGGUAUCGAUGUUACUGAGUAUCUUGGCUCUCGUUCCACCUUUGCUCUCGGAAACCUUGGUGGAUACAACGGAAGAGUGCUCAAGUUGGGAGACGUUCUCUUUUUGGGUCAACCUAACUUGGAAGCAUGCACUCUGCCAGCUCCAGUGUCUGCUCCACAACCCGUUCCAGCAUCUUUGAUUCCUCCAAUUGCCAGUAAGGAGUGGAAGGUUGCUGUGACCUGUGGUCCUCACGGUUCUCCAGACUUCUUUUUGGAGGAGUCUGUUAAGGGAUUCUUUGCAGAGCCAUGGAAGGUUCACUACAACUCCAAUAGAUUCGGUGUGAGAUUGAUUGGUCCUAAGCCUAAGUGGGCCAGACCAGACGGUGGAGAAGCGGGUCUGCAUCCAUCGAACGCCCACGAUUACGUCUAUUCGCUAGGUGCCAUCAACUUCACUGGUGACGAGCCUGUGAUUUUGACGUGCGAUGGUCCUUCUCUUGGAGGAUUCGUUUGUCAGGCUGUUGUCUGUCAAGCUGAGAUGUGGAAGAUCGGUCAGGUCAAGCCUGGAGACCUAAUCCAGUUCUAUCCUGUUAGCUUUGACUCUGCUAUUGAGCUCAAGACUUCCCAGGACAAGGCCAUCAAGGAACUCAAGGGUUCUGCUCCAGUCAUCGAGAAAGGACUGGCUGGACCAGAAGACCCUGUUUUGGCCAGAUACCAGCCAACCGGCUCCUCGAACGCUCCUAUUGUCACCUAUAGACAGGCUGGUGACAGAUACAUCUUGGUCGAAUACGGUGAGAACAUUAUGAACCUCAACCUGUCGUACAGAGUGCACAAGCUGAUUGAGAUGGUUGACUCGCACAAGACCGUUGGAAUUGUCGAGAUGUCGCAAGGUGUGAGAUCUGUUUUGGUGGAAUACGAUGGAUCCAAGAUCAGCCAAAAAACUUUGGUGGAAACUUUGAUCGCUUAUGAGACCGAGGUUGCUUUCACCAACAAGUGGUCUGUCAAGAGCCGUGUGAUAAAGCUUCCUAUGGCUUUCGAGGACAAACGGACCUUGGACGCUGUGAAGAGAUACUCCGAGACCAUUCGGUCAAGUGCUCCAUGGCUACCUAACAACGUGGACUUCAUUGCUCAGAUCAACGGCAUCGAGAGAUCUGCCGUGAAGGACAUGUUGUAUGCUGCCAGAUUCCUGGUUUUGGGUCUGGGAGACGUUUUCUUGGGAGCACCAUGUGCCGUGCCAUUGGACCCAAGACACAGAUUCCUGGGAACCAAGUACAACCCGUCCAGAACCUUCACUCCUAACGGAGUUGUUGGUAUCGGAGGAAUGUACAUGUGUAUCUACACCAUGGACUCUCCUGGUGGCUACCAACUUGUUGGAAGAACGCUGCCUCUGUGGGACAAGCUUUCCUUGGGAACGCACACUGCCGAGUCCAACUCUGGUAACCCAUGGUUGCUGACUCCGUUCGACCAGGUCGAGUUCUAUCCUGUUUCCGAGGAAGACCUCGACAAGUUCUCUGAGGACGCUCAACACGGACACUUCAAGGUGGAGAUGUCUGAGUCUGUGUUUGACCACACCAAGUACCUGGAAUGGGUGCAGGAGAACUCUGAGUCGAUUGCCGAGUUCCAAAAGAACCAGGGCGGCGAGAAGCUUGAAGAGUUCAACAGAUUGAUCCAGGUUUCCAACACCGAGCUCCAAAAGUCUGGUUCCGAGAACCUGGCCAAGGAAGAGACCUAUCCUGAGGACGCGGAGUUGGUGUACUCCGAGUACUCUGGACGUUUCUGGAAGCCUCUGGUGGAAGUUGGAGACGAGGUCAAGGAAGGACAGGGUCUGGUUGUUGUGGAGGCCAUGAAGACAGAGAUGGUGGUGAACGCCACAAAGGGCGGUAAGGUUAUCAAAAUCCUGCACACCAACGGUGAUAUGGUGGAGGCAGGUGACUUAGUGGUGGUUAUUCACUAG
Ogataea philodendri is the source of this 5493-nucleotide messenger RNA. RefSeq lists its product as uncharacterized. Gene Ontology annotation, cellular component: mitochondrion. Bases 1 to 5493 code for a protein of 1830 amino acids. Lineage: Eukaryota; Fungi; Ascomycota; Pichiomycetes; Pichiales; Pichiaceae. Gene Ontology annotation, molecular function: metal ion binding; ATP binding; urea carboxylase activity. The record is from RefSeq and is a predicted model, not a curated record. The transcript has a single exon.